CACGAGUAAGGUAUUACCCAAAAGGCGUUGCUUGGCAGAGCUAAAUGACCUGCCGUUGAAGUUUGUUGCCGUACGAAUUAGUACUUAUUGACAUCUGUUCGCAAUGAGAGGCAUAAAAUUUCAUUUUCACCUCCAUCCACCCUCAGACACACCCGUUCCAUGUCCGAGGAGUCGCCAUAUAGCAUUCCAAGACGUCCUUCGCGCCGAUUUGCGCUCCAGAUACUGCAGCCGGUCAUUCUCCUAGAGCGGACAAUUUAUCCCUCGCCAUGAUACUUCCACCGACUGAAAUCCUCCUUAAGUGGCCACCCCCUGACUACGAAACUCCAGAAACUCGAGGUUCAUCGCUGCUAGUCGCCAGUUCCAUUUUUACUGCUUUUGCCGCAGUCGCCGUCGCUUUGCGCUUGUACGCUAGGAUUUUCAUUACCCGCUGGUUUGGCAUCGAUGAUGUCCUCAUCUGCUUUGCUCUCCUGUUCACGAUUGGUACGAACGUCACUGUCGACCUGGGCAUUUCAAAGUACGGAUGGAAUAGGCAUACCUGGGACGUCCCCAUUGAAUGGAUUGACGGUUCCCUCAAGCUUGCAUAUGCUACAAAAAUAUUAUUUCUGAUUGCCGCAAAUGCUACCAUGGUCUCACUACUCGCUUUCUACUACCGCCUCAUCACCGAUGUCAACAUCCGAUGGUUUCGCCUUGCGCUAUCUAGUUCUAUAGCAUUCAACCUAAUCUGCUGGAUUGUCUUCCUCGUGCUCCAGAUCGUUCCAUGCAUACCAAUUUCGGCAUUCUGGAAAGUAUCGACUGAGGCACCAUGCGCCGAUGAAGGCACUGUACUGGUGGCUGGCGGAGUUGUGAAGACUUUCAUUGAUGUCUUAGUCACCACUCUUCCCAUCCCUCUCAUCCUCAGCAUGAAACUCCGACCACAGCAGCGGUAUGGUCUGGUUGUGCUCCUUGCACUGGGCUAUAUCGUCACAGCUGCCGGAGCGCUUCGCACUUACUAUACAUGGAAAGUUUUUCACAAUCCUCUGUGGGAUUAUAGCUGGUAUUACUAUCCAGCUUUUCUUGCAAGCGCCGUUGAGAACGACUUGGCUGUGAUCUGUGCCUGCGUCCCGGCUAUGCGGCCACUUCUCCGGCCCAUAUUCGGCCCUUUUGGCGGCAUGUUGAGCAAAGUCCACAGCUUCUGGAAGACGAAAUCCACUCGGUCUAGCUCGGUCCUGAGUUCGGGUCGUCCCCCGACGAGCAUCUUCCGGAGCCCAAAAUCACCCCACGCAAUCACUAGCAAGACAGCAAUUGUUUCAGACGAGGAACAUGGACAUUUGGUGCUGCAGGAAUUGUCGGGUGUUACCAUCGGUCUUACACACAGGCAAUGAGAAUGAUUGCGAUCACUACGCAAUUUUCUGUUUUUGGGAGAAUUGGAGCUUGACGACUACUCCCGCGAUUUCGCAUCUACGUGUUUUCUUGACGGUCGUAGUAUUCACCUCUUAUAGUAUCAAUUCCAAAAGAGCACAAGUUUACUA
Messenger RNA from Eremomyces bilateralis CBS 781.70, 1508 nucleotides. RefSeq lists its product as uncharacterized. Bases 267 to 1361 code for a protein of 364 amino acids. The transcript is spliced from 4 exons. The record is from RefSeq and is a predicted model, not a curated record. NCBI's taxonomy places the organism in Eukaryota, Fungi, Ascomycota, Dothideomycetes, Eremomycetales, Eremomycetaceae.